Felis catus (domestic cat) is the source of this 1939-nucleotide messenger RNA. It is a transcript of the gene SMIM22, whose product is annotated as small integral membrane protein 22. Bases 1591 to 1866 code for a protein of 91 amino acids. Lineage: Eukaryota; Metazoa; Chordata; Mammalia; Carnivora; Felidae. The transcript is spliced from 4 exons. Gene Ontology annotation, biological process: regulation of cell population proliferation. The record is from RefSeq and is a predicted model, not a curated record.
AAUCAAGAGUCAGAUCCUCAACCGACUGAGCCACCCAGGCACCGCCCCCGCCCCCCCCACCAUGCAUGAGUGUUUGAGGAGCUACCUCAAACUGCACCCUCCUCCUUUCCUUCUGCAGUAACACUCUAGUUGUUUCAAAACUCCCCUGCUCCUGCAGCAGCAGUCCGAGAUCUGGAAUAGGACGGAGGGGUGGUAGGGUGGAAGAAGGGGACCCAGGACAGGAGACCCUAGAAUGUGGUGGGGAAGGGCUCUGGGGUCUAAAUGCCUGGGCCCCAGUUCUGGCUUCUCUGCUUACUCUGGGGAUGGCUGACAGAAUCAUGGCCCCCAGAGAUGUUUCCAUCCUAAUCCCCGGACCCUUGAGAGAGUAUGGUAACUUACUCAGCAAAAGGGACUUUGCAGAUGUGACUAAGGAUUCAGGGGGUGGGAUUAUCCUGUGGGCCAAUGUAAUCACAGGGGUAUUUGUAGCAGAGAGGUCAGGCGGGUCAGGGCCAGAGGAUAUAUGAGCAUGGACGCAGAGACUGGCAUGACCAGUGGGCGUGGCCACCAGAAAGCCAGAAAAGGCAAGGAACGGACUGUCCCCUGGAGCCUUCAGAAGAAACACAGCCCUGCCGACCUGUUAUAGACUCUGAUCUCCAGAACCCUAAGACAAUAAAUUUGUAUGGUUUGAAGCCAUGAAGUGUGUGGUCGUAUGUCACAGCAGCGACAGAGAAGGAGCACCUUAGGUGUGCGACUUGAGCUGGUCGCUGAGCUUCUCAAGGCCACACCUUUCAUAUCUGUGAGUGGAAAGGACAGUGAUGCCAGUUGAGGCUUGCCCUGAGGACAAAUCAGGAAAUGAAUGGAUGGUGUUAGGUGCGGAGCCUGACAUCAGCUGACACGUUCUUCCCUGCUAGACCACAAGCACCACAAGAAUUAAGAAAUUGUGUCCACUUGGUUUAAGGCCAACCUCAAGUGCUGAGCAGUGUCUGGCCCUUGGUGGGCCUGGACACGUCUGCGCUGAAAGAAGGGAGAGUGAGAGCUGCCUUUCUGGGCGGGGUCGGGGCCCCAGGCCCCAAGUUCCAGGGGAAGAGGUCAUUUGAGAGAGGAUAAUCAUCUUUUUGUAACGACCACGCUGAGGAUUAGAAUAGAGGAGACAAGGACCACAAAGACUCCUAGUAUGGUGCCAGGCACAUGCCAUCUGCCCAGUGGAGGGGAAAUGGAAACCACUUUUCCCUCCCUGUCCCUCCCUCCUGUCUGUCUCUCUUCACUCAAGUCAACAGAGGCCCAGGCCAUACUGUGUUCCAGGCUGCCUGUCUGGCCUGUUGAGAAAACAGUGAAAAAUCCCCGAGCGAAGAGGCUUACAGGCCCGUGGCUACCUCCCUGGGUCCCGCAGCACCUGCUCCUGUUGGGAAGCUGUAAGCACACCUGUUAGGGCACAGGCCCCACCCCCCUGGAGCCUAGCCGCCCCUAGGAAGGGUGGGGCUGGUUGCCAAGGUGCCAAGGCCUCAGGUAGCAGCUAUCUUGGGUUGCGGAUCCGGAAGCAGGAAGUAGCCUGUGUUCUCAGGACCUGGCAACUGGCUGACUGGGGGAGCCUGGAGGCUGGCUGGAGCUGAGAUGGCCUUGGCAGAAGACCUGGAGAAGGAGCUGGAGACCACGGCCCAGGAAGUGCUGGGGAAACUGAGGAGCCGUCAGCUGUUCCAGUCCAGGUGGGACACUGCUGCCUUCAUCAUUUUUCUCAUCUUCCUUGGCACUGUGUUGCUGCUGCUGCUGCUUGUUUGCAUCCACUGCUGCUGCUAUAGCUGCUGCAGCCGCCGCACCUCCAGAUCCCAGAAGGUGAGCCCCGAUCAGGAACACCGCAGGGGUGUGGAUAACUUGGCCCUGGAACCUUAACACACCGAGCCCCCCAGCCCCUCUGCCCGUGUGUCCUGCUGGGCAACAGGAACAAUGCCUUGUUUGUCCAGAA